AAAACAUACACCAAGGAGGACAUUUGUUUUUGACUUUUCGACCGCAGAGCAUACACAGUUCUCACCAGACAGAGGAACAGACCGCCUGCAAACCUCAAACGACGACUGGAACUUUGUGUCUGCGCAAGAUCACUCACAAUUAUCAACCAUGUCCAACACUGUGGCUCCGAUGCUCUCUGUGUUCCCCAGUCGGGCUCUGGUCGAUGAGAAUUUCAAGGUGGUGGUGAAGAAUCUGCCUCCGGGAUGUCCAGUGACACUUCACUCCCUCCACCAGUGUGAGGACAAGUACUACUGGGAGGCCUACGGCCACUACACCAGUAAUCACAGAGGAACCGUGUCUGUUACAGAUGAUUUGAGUUUUGGGGGAACGUACACAGGAAAAGAAGCCAUGGGUUUGUUGUGGAGUAUGCGUCCCGUCCCAGGCAGCCGUGAAGGCCUCAGGUUGAGGAGGAGGAACGUCUGCAGCCCCCUGCUGGUCAACAUCUCCGUCUACAGGGGACAUGUAGUGGAGGGCUUCAGGGAGCAGGCUCCUCUGGCCUCGUCGCUCACAGAGAGAUGGUACAUGGCUCCAGGGGUCCAGAGGAUCCAAAUCAGAGAGAAGGGAGUGCGAGGGACUCUGUUUCUACCUCCAGGUCCAGGUCCCUUCCCCGGUAUGUUGGAUAUGUGGGGGGGUGGUGGAGGGCUGGUGGAGUAUCGUUCAGCCCUGCUGGGGUCUCAUGGUUAUGCUUCUUUGGCGCUGGAGUAUUUUGCCCCUGGGGAGAUGAAGUCGGCAGACUUCGAGUUCAACUAUUUUGAGACAGCAUUUAAUAUCGUGAAAUACCAUCCUCAAGUGAUGCCGGACAAAGUUGGAAUUUUUGGUCUUUCCCUCGGCGCUGUUUUGACCAUUCUGUUGGCAGCGGAGAGCAGCGUUAUCAAGCCUUCCUGUUGUGUUUGUAUCAGCGGCAACCACCUUUUUCCACGGGGGAUGACCAUCAAAGAAGCAUUGAACAUGAAAUCUCCCAAGAUACGCCUGGAUGAGAACAACUAUGAGAUAUGGCGAGAUAUGGGUCUACCGAUUCCUGAUGAUCCCACACACAAAAUAGACGUGGGGAGAAUAAACUGUCCAAUUAUGUUGGUGAACGGCCAUGAUGAUCAGAACUGGGCCACAGUGGAGUCUGCUGACGAUAUGGCCCAGAUGAUGCGUGCAGCAGGGAACCUGCACCUGCUGACCAGACUUCACUACCCUGAUGCUGGACAUCUGAUUGAGCCGCCAUACACACCUCACUUCAGAGCUACUAAGUUUGUAAAGGACACAAAAGAGAAAGUGAUAUUGCUGUGGGGAGGACAGACCAAACCCCAUUCAGAUGCUCAGGAAGACUCCUGGAAGAAUAUCUUGGCUUUUCUGGAGCAGAAUCUGUACUCCAGCCCAACUCUCAAAGCCAAGAUGUGAAUGACUACACAAGCACAGAUCGCCAACGUAUCACUGCUGGAACACAGAGUGUUGUGUGACUGGGCCAUGUUAGUACAUUAACACUACUGUUCAUUGGUUCCUCACUGUGUUGACCACGUGCCUUUCUUCUGAUCAGCUGAGGUUGUUCGUUUUGUUCAAAUUGUGCCUCUUCAUUCCGAGCAAUACAUUUUAGUUUAAUUAUCUGCAAGCCUCAACCUUUGACACAGUGGCGAUUUCUUUAAGACUGCAAGGGAAGCUCAGCUUCCCUUAAAAUGUCUACAAUUUAAUGGUCAAAUAUGUACUAUUGUGUUAACAUUUUAUUGACUAAAAUGCGUUAGAAUACGUUCAUCUCGAAGACGAGUUUGUUCACAAUUGGCUGACUCGAUUUCCUUCUCAUACAUUCCCGUAGCGCCUCAGUGCAUUUCCCUGUUGAACCCAUAGGCUACAUUUAGUAAACCACUUUGUAAACUAUUUCCUGGAGUGCUACAAUCUCUAUCAUUAUUUAUUACCUUAUAUUCAGGGGUUAAAUUGGGAUUUGUUUCGCCUGGGAAAUUAUUUUUUGAAAAAUAAACCAUUAAAUGGCACUUUUCU
Molecule: messenger RNA, 2020 nt
Organism: Perca fluviatilis (European perch)
Lineage: Eukaryota; Metazoa; Chordata; Actinopteri; Perciformes; Percidae
Product: peroxisomal succinyl-coenzyme A thioesterase-like
Exons: 11
Coding region: 149-1429 (426 amino acids)
Biological process (GO): acyl-CoA metabolic process; fatty acid metabolic process
Molecular function (GO): fatty acyl-CoA hydrolase activity
Source: RefSeq, a predicted model, not a curated record